CUGUUUGCGAGUGGUGUAUAACAGGCCACUGCAGCCAUGGCCGACGAAGCCGAAACAGGUCCUCUGUUCGAGGGCGUGGUCUUCACCAUUAUACCCAGCGAUGAUCUUACCGCGGAGCGAACAAACACGCUGCUGACGACACUCGACGACAACGGCGCCACCUUUCGAGCUCUGCGCGACGACGACCGCUCCAUCGACGACAUCGACACCGUCACGCACGUCGUAUCCACCCACGUCGACUUUCCGCAAUACUCGCGCUGUUUAGACCUCGGAAUCUUCAUUGUCAAGCCCUCAUGGGUGCGGGACUGUAUUCAGCGUGGCAAGCAGACCUCGCCCCGCCAGCACAGUCCCGACCCUAGCCAGUACUUCCAAGAUGUUGUCCUAUCUUGUGCAGAUUUGCCCGAAGGCGACGCCGAGGCCAUCAAAGCAGGCGUCAUCGCGCUGGGAGGUCAGCCGAGCAAAGGCAUGACCAAGCUCGUAACACACAUUGUGACCAUGAGCACAGACAAUACCAAAUGCAAAGUUGUGGAGGAGAAGGGACUGGACUGCAAGAUUGUGCUGCCUCACUGGUUCGAUGCUUGCAUUCGUCUCGGCAAGAAGAUCAGCGAAAAGCCAUACCAGUUUCCAGAUCCAGAAAUACUUCGCCGAAACAACGCUCCUGUGCGGCCGUCGCCCACACCUCAACUCACCGGGGCAGUGUCUGCUGUAGUAUCAACGAGCGUGCCGCCGAGUCCAUCAAAAUCACGCAAAGCCUUCAACGCUCUGCCGUGCAAGAAGAUAUACUUUGCUCAAGACUUGGACAUCUCCGAGCACUUGAUUGAAGCUCUGACUGCUACCCUGGAAGUUGGCGGCGUAAAGAUUGUGGAUACUGUCGAAGAGUGCGACAUCUAUAUUGGCGGUUUCCGAGCGGGCAAAGAAUAUAUCACGGCUUCGCAGGCUGGCAAAGAAGUCGCAAAUUUGGCGUGGCUGUAUCAUGUUAUACAGCGCAACAAAUACACCAGUCCACUGCGGAAGCUCCUUCACUACCCUCUACCGCCUCAAGGAAUUCCUGGCUUCGAGAACAUGAGGAUCAGUCUGUCGAAUUACAGUGGUGAGGCACGUCUCUACGUUGAGAAUUUGAUCAAGUAUAGCGGAGCCGAGUAUACGAAGACAAUGAAACAAGACAACACGCAUCUGAUCACUGCCCAUCGAUCGGGAGAGAAGUGCGAAGCUGCUCAAGAAUGGAACAUUCAAAUUGUCAACCAUCUUUGGCUGGAGGAGAGCUUCGCGAAAUGUGCUAUCCAAGCCACAUCAAAUCCGAGAUACACCCAAUUUCCCACUCGUACAAAUCUUGGCGAAGUCACUGGUCAGACUAGCCUCGACAUGAAGAGCGUUGAGCGCAUCUUCUUCCCGCGACCAAAGUCGCCACGAAAGGUGGCUGUGGUACAGAAGCCCAAAGCUCCUGAGAGCGCUACAACCUCCAAAGCUGCUCCGGAGCCUGAGAGAAUGGAGUUUGACACGCACAUGCCUGACGCGGAAGAUGCUGAGACUGAAGACGAAGCGGAGCCUGAAACUGAGCAGAAGUCAACCAAGAGACGACCUGGCCGGCCAAAGAAAUCAGACGCAGCUGCCACACCUCGACCUGCAGCUCACUCACAUGAGCCCGCCGAUUCACCCAUGCCACCUAGUACUGGGCGUGCUUCGAAGCAAAAGGCUAAGGAAAGCUUGAUCUCAGCAGCUGCGGACAUCGCUGCCUACCAAAAAGAGACCAAGCGUAAAGGCGGUGUCGUCUAUGGCGGACUACGUGCAACCGCAGCGGAAGACAGGUCUUCACCCAUUCCUCCGGCACGUCACUCUAGGAAGAGAGCAAGCGAAGAGUACGAGGCCUCGGCUCUGGAUCCUGAUCUCAGCGACGGGGAGACGCAACAAGUAGGAAGCAAGCCAAACAAAAAGGCGAAAACAACGAACACAGCGGCUUUGCCCCCUAUCAAACACCGGAUGAUGGUCACUGGCGACGAUCGAUGGCAAGACAAUGGCGCCAAAGAGUCCAAGGAUAAAACGACUCUCCGUCAACUCGGCAUUCAUCUCACACAGGAUCCCAAAGACGUCGACAUUCUCGUAGCGCCCAAACUUCUUCGAACCAAGAAAUUCGUUUGCGCUAUAGCCCGAUCCCCACUUGUCGUGCACACGAGCUUUCUUGAUGCUGCUCUAGAAAAGAAGAAGCUAAUAGAGGACCCGCCCAUGCUCAAGGACCGGGAUGGCGAAGAGCGCCUUGGUUUCAAACUGGCCGAGUCACUUGAUCGUGCCAAGCAGAAUCAGCACAAGUUGUUCGCUGGGUGGUCCAUCUACGUGACCAAAGACAUCAAGGGCGGCUUCGACACGUACAAAGAUAUCAUCACUCUCAAUGGUGGCGUUGCACUCAUGUAUCAAGGCCGUACUGGCAUCUCCUUGGCUACGCGUCGCUCGCGAACAGAUCCCGCCGCUGGCGCAGAGAGCCAGAACCAGGGUCAUGACGACGAGUUCAAUUGUGUCUAUCUCGUAUCAGGAGAGACCGCGGCUGAGACCAAGCUGUGGACCGCCUUCCGAAAAGAGGCGGAGAAGCACGAUCUCGAAGCACGUAUUGUGACAUCAGACUGGGUGCUGAAUGCCGCGCUCAGCCAGCAAAUUGUGAAUCGAGAUAAGUAUCACCUGGGGACGACAUGAAGGGCGAAGUUAUGGACGGGUGGCUAUCGUGUGUUCAGCAGAAGCUGGUGUCCGAAUGAUGGAAUUGUGUUUUAUGCUCCGUAGGUCCAUGGUUGGCUUGGAAUCAGCUGGGCUGUCAAACUUGCAUGUAAAUAGAGAGCGAGCAUGAUUUGCUCCAAACACGAAUGAUAAUGGAUGACGAUGAGCAGGAGCAGGAAAUUAAUUGUCACUGAUGUUGGCUUGACGAGAUUCGUUGUACUAUGGUACCGGCACCCAGAUGCUCGAUCACUUUGCACUUGUGGUACAAUGUCCAUAUAGGCAGAUAGCCUUCGCGAUUGCUUUCAAACGCUCCUGCUUUGGGUGGUCCCUAAAGCCUCGCAUCGGGCCAGAGACUAUCGCUGGCACCACUCUCCAGCGAGCCAACGCAUAACGUGAGAACCCUUUGGGCCUGCU
Molecule: messenger RNA, 3114 nt
Organism: Cercospora beticola
Lineage: Eukaryota; Fungi; Ascomycota; Dothideomycetes; Mycosphaerellales; Mycosphaerellaceae
Gene: RTT107
Product: Rtt107p
Biological process (GO): double-strand break repair; DNA double-strand break attachment to nuclear envelope
Cellular component (GO): Cul8-RING ubiquitin ligase complex; nucleus
Source: RefSeq, a predicted model, not a curated record